Messenger RNA from Fonsecaea erecta, 1332 nucleotides. RefSeq lists its product as hypothetical. Lineage: Eukaryota; Fungi; Ascomycota; Eurotiomycetes; Chaetothyriales; Herpotrichiellaceae. The coding region runs from base 1 to 1332 and encodes 443 amino acids. The record is from RefSeq and is a predicted model, not a curated record. The transcript has a single exon. Gene Ontology annotation, molecular function: DNA-binding transcription factor activity; RNA polymerase II cis-regulatory region sequence-specific DNA binding. Gene Ontology annotation, biological process: regulation of transcription by RNA polymerase II.
AUGGAUGUACAGACGCAAUCUCGAGGAGCACGUAUCUUCUCGAUCUUGAACGACAACGAUUGUCCCUCGUUCGUUAUUCGCCCCAGACAAUCUACCCGGUCUUCUCCAGAGUCUGAGUCUGAGUCUGAGACCCGCCGGUCAUCAGCCUCCCCAUCGUACUCUCCGUCGCAGAGGGAAGAGCGGCCGGUUCUUCUGCGUCAACCAAAGUACGCAAGAGCAUCGUCCGUCUCCUCGGUCGGCUCGCCCCCUCUUUUGCGACUCUCAUCUUCGUCGUCCAAGGGUUCCAGUUGCAGCAUGGACUCCUCCCCGUCCCCUGCGACGCCGUACAACUAUGUGGACAACAGCCUCUUGCACUAUGACCCGCUCGUGCGCCAAGACCUCGUGGGCUACUUGCCAUCUCCCACCACCGUCACCCCAUUCCUAGAACAACAAUUGAUGAUCACCCCCAACAUGCCGGACCAAUUCUCUAGCAAGCUGAUGCAUCCCCUCACCCCUGCUCAGUAUCCCCUUGUGCCCGCACCGCUUCAUCCGGGUCUCCAACACCUCCCUCACCCCUCAACGGCCAACGUUGCGACUGCGCCUGUCCUACCUCCCGUCACCUCGGCUCCUGGGAGUGACCAAGCAAGAACCUCGCCUUCGGGGAGCUCAGGUGCUGCUCCUGCAAAGAAGAACAAAUACCCCUGCCCCUUUGCGCAGUCACAUAAUUGCCAGGCAACCUUCACCACAUCGGGCCAUGCGGCGCGCCACGGGAAGAAACACACGGGAGAGAAGGGGGUGCACUGCCCUGUCUGCAAUAAAGCCUUUACACGAAAGGACAACAUGAAGCAACAUGAGCGCACCCACAAAGGCAUGUCGGCGUCCGGGAGCACGAGCGAUGAGUCGACGCGUAAAAGCAAGGCUGCCAUCACCAAAGACGCGCAGAAGGCCAAACAACAGAAAAAGUUGGACAAGAUCAAUACACAAGCCAGUCGUCGGUCCAGUUUGAUCCAUUCGCCUCUGUCCGAGGUGACGUCCAUUGCUCCGACAGCCAUCGACACCCCCCUCAAUGUCGAUGAGUCUGCUUUCUACCACGACCCGCCUCAAGUGCUUAUGCCCAUCCAAACCAUCCCAGAGAGCGUCUCUCCCAGCUCUCUCUACCCCCCUCUCAGCGACGAUUCUCUGUUGAACAGCACUCACAUCGGGCAACUGGGCAAAUCCACCCACCACACCUUGGCCGGAGGUGGCCUGUUGCCACCCAUGCCCCACGCUCUGACCCGUGGGUUUUCUGACCUGGAUACUCUUGCACAGGCGGCCGAAAGUUUCGAUACAUCUUUCUACCACCAAAACUUGUAA